Messenger RNA from Camellia sinensis, 2411 nucleotides. RefSeq lists its product as uncharacterized. NCBI's taxonomy places the organism in Eukaryota, Viridiplantae, Streptophyta, Magnoliopsida, Ericales, Theaceae. The record is from RefSeq and is a predicted model, not a curated record.
UUUUGCUUUUCCCCCCUUUCUUCUCCUCUCACCUUUAUCUUCAACUCUCUCUCUCUCUCUCUCUCUCUAUCUCACAUAGGCUCCUUUUCUAACUCAGUAUGCAUUUGUCUUUCAAAGAUUUCAUUGCAUAAUUCACAUUCAAAAUCUAGUAAAGUCUUCUCUUCCUAUACCCACAAACAUUUCUAGUUAUGAUGGCUCAAGGAGCUUCCAACUACCUCUUCUUGUGUCUCCUCUUUGUUUUCACUGUCUGCUCUUCAGGCACUGUAGUUGGCUUCUUUUAUGAUGCAAAGAAACUCAAUGCCAUUUCAUCACCAACAGAAACAGUAUCAUACCCCAAGGUCUACCCAUCUCAGGUUAGGGUUUUCAUUGCAGAUCAUCGAGCUUUAAAUAGUCUUUCCAACACUGGUGUGUUGGUUGAUCUUUACUUGAAUCAAACCCUACUCGAGAAUUUGAGAAAUUCCGAACCUCACACAGUAUCGCGCUUUAAAACCCUUUUGGCAACCUUCCUUCCACAUGUGAACAUCAAGAGCAUAGUAGUAAGUGGAAGCAGAGAUGAGUCACGGGGAAAAAAUGACAUUCCUAUGCUUCUAUCAACCUUGAAAUCGAUCCAUUCAGAAGUAAAGGCCUCACUGUCAUUUUCACUGUCAUUUUUAGAGAACUUGAACAGACAACAAAAGAGAGAUUUGAAUAAAGUGUUGAAUUUUAUCAAGAAAAUUAGGUCUUUUGUCGUUGUGGAAGCCACGGUUGAUGGUGAAUUGAGCAUGAAUGACAGGUUUAUUGAGUCUCUGAUGAAACGAGCUACAUCGGUUUGUAGUGAUGUUUCUAUAGUCUUAAAAAUCAAGAGCUCUGCUGUUCCCGGUGCCAUUAAAGUGUCUGAAUUCACCGAUAGCACUCAAGGGAUAGGAGAGAUAACCGGGUUGUUUGCAGAAGUGUCUCUACCAAAAGAACUUGAAAAGAAAGAGCAGGUGCUUGGUAAUUCUCAUAGAGAACUCCUGGACAUUUCACACAGUAAAACAACUCAACACGACACUAUAUACCCACCAGCAACACCAGUUACCGUCUCUCCAAACAAUAACCCCACACCAACAAUCGUCACCAUCCCCUCUACUAAUCCGGUCACUGUAAAUCCCGAUCCUACUGCCACUCCUGUGACAGUUCCCUCCACCACGCCUGUCCCCGUGCCCUCCAGCACAAAUCCUGUGAAUUCACCACCAGUGCCAAUCACCAAUCCGGUAACAACACCUGGCACAGUUCCAGGGGCACAACCGAUAACAAACCCUGUAACAACUUAUCCGGCUCCAUCAACAGGUGUUCCUGUCACAACACCUGUCACAAAUCCAGUGGCACCUCCUGCAACCACAGGUGCUCCUACUGUUUCAGGGCAGAACUGGUGCGUGGCAAAGAGUGGAGUGUCGGAGACUGCACUUCAGGUGGCGCUCGAUUAUGCGUGUGGGAUUGGAGGUGCGGAUUGUUCAGCUAUUCAGGAAGGAGCGAGUUGUUACAAUCCUGUUACGCUUCAGAACCACGCGUCAUAUGCCUUCAACAGUUAUUAUCAGAAGAAACCGGUUCAAACUAGUUGUGACUUUGGAGGAACUGCCAUGAUAACUAACAACAAUCCAAGCUCUGGUACAUGCAUUUACCCAUCAUCAUCAUCUCCAACUUCAUCACCAACAACAGCAACACCAUCAACUACUCCUACACCAACAACGCCAACUACUCUGACGCCAACUACGCCAACGACUACUACACCAACAACACCAACUAUUCCGACACCAACAACGCCAAUGACUCCUACACCAUCGACAACAUCAUCAUCAGGGGCAACAACACCUGGCUAUGGUUCUCCUCCGGCAGUGUUAAACAUGAGCAACCCUGCAUCGGGUAGCACAACAGUUUUUGGUGAAAGCCCUCCGACUUUUAACUCCUCAACAUCCAUGGCAAUUGGCUUGCAACCCUUCACGGGUUAUAUCAUCUUAAUAACAUCCAUAGUUGCGGGAAGAUUCAUUCUAGACAUGUUAGAGCCAUAACUUAUCCAUGGAAAUCAAUAGAUUAGAAGCUUCAUAGCUCCAGAAAUUCCGAGUUUAGGCUUUUCCAGAUCAUGUACAAAUCGAUCCUCGCAGGAAAAGAAUAAGGUAGUGAGUGAGUGCGUUCAUGAAGGCUAAAAUCUGAAUUCCUAGAUUGUGGAAAAGUACUCACUAGUCAGCAAGAGCUUUCCUGAGAUGUGAAUGUUUGAAUUGCAGAGAGUAGUGAACUGUGUACAUUACACAGUAUAACGUGUAGUGCAGUUCAUGUUGAGCUUAUUUAUAUAUAUAUGCAUGUUACUAAAAAUAGUGUGUUCAUAUUUUUUCUGUUAUGAGCGACUUUGGAAUGUAUGAUUUUGCCACGGUAAAAACAGGGUCAUAAAAAUUGGU